Hevea brasiliensis (rubber tree) is the source of this 1158-nucleotide messenger RNA. RefSeq lists its product as uncharacterized. Gene Ontology annotation, molecular function: holo-[acyl-carrier-protein] synthase activity; magnesium ion binding. The coding region runs from base 203 to 1051 and encodes 282 amino acids. The record is from RefSeq and is a predicted model, not a curated record. NCBI's taxonomy places the organism in Eukaryota, Viridiplantae, Streptophyta, Magnoliopsida, Malpighiales, Euphorbiaceae. The transcript is spliced from 5 exons. Gene Ontology annotation, cellular component: cytosol.
GUGAUUGCCGGUUACAAUGAGUUGAGAUUGGAUUCGAAGGACAGUCAAAAUUUGCCGGCUUUAUAUGUAGGCAUGGGACUAAAGCCCAAGAAUUUGCCGUCCCUUCGUUCUGUCAUUAAUCUGUUACUGUGUUGCAGCAGGAGGCAAGCUAUGAAUAUGCGAGUGAACUAAUCCAAACUCUUAUGAAGAUUUACAAAUAGUAAUGGAGAGAGGAGUACAAAGAUGGAUAGUGGACAUAUCAAAGUGGGAGCCAUCUCCCCAUGACUUCUCUUUUGCCCUCUCCCUUCUUCCUCAACACGAACACUCCUCCGUCAUCAGAUUUGUGAAGAUGGAGGACAGAAAACGGGCACUUGUGAGCCGGUUGCUUCAGUAUGCUCUUGUACAUCAAGUAUUGGGAAUUCCAUAUGAUGAAAUUGUUAUAAAGCGCAAAUUGGAAGGGAAACCUUACUUGGAAUGUGCUAAAGGCUACUCAAAAUUUCCCAAUUUUAAUUUCAAUGUUUCUCAUCAUGGCGACUUUGUGGCAAUAGCAUCUGAACCUGUUUGCAUUGUUGGGUUGGACAUUGUUUGCUGUGUCAAACCCCAGAAAGAGACAGUUCCAGAAUUCAUUCACAAUUUUGCUUCUUAUUUUUCUAGGUUGGAAUGGGAUAAUAUAAUUAAUUCUGGCACCUCUGAUGAAAUUUUGGUUGAGUUUUACAGAUAUUGGUGUCUCAAAGAGGCAUAUGUCAAGGCUAUAGGGAGCGGACUGGUGAAUGGGUUGGACAGGGUAGAGUUCCAUCACACUAACUGGACAAACAUAUUUGUUAAAAUUGAUGGGAAGCCAAUGAAAGAGUGGAGGUUUUGGCUUUUUGAGCUGCAAAAACAGCAUUGGGUGUCUGUUGCUAGAGGUCACCCAAAAGCUGCUGCUGGAAGUUACAAGACAACAAUGAGCCAAUUGGAGUUUGAUGAAGAAGAGUACCAUAAGGGUCUUGGUCUUCCAAAUGUAACCUUUGUUGCACAAACCCUGGAACAACUCAUCCUAGUUUCGCAUGAUGCAGAUGAGAUGGUUGAAUAGAACAUGCUUGAAUAGAACAGUAAAUGAUAUGCAAAAUAGAGCCAAUGACCAAUUAAAGGAACUUGUCGACAUUAAAAUUGCUACCAAGGGAGAGAAUUAUUUCAUAA